Molecule: messenger RNA, 345 nt
Organism: Spirometra erinaceieuropaei
Lineage: Eukaryota; Metazoa; Platyhelminthes; Cestoda; Diphyllobothriidea; Diphyllobothriidae
Source: the annotation of a GenBank genome assembly
AUGCAGACACAGCACUCCUCUCCAGGUAGCAUGGUCUUCGCCGACGCGAUCGCUGAAUUUGACAAGGACAGUCAACUUCCCCGCCUUCUACACGGUCGCCAGGAGUCCAUGCAGGUCCUUGUCGAAUUUGCUCCUUGCUGCGUCAGAGCUGUUUAUCGGGAAAGCGUAGACGAUGACGAUGGUGGCGAAUUUGCCUCCCUUGAGAGGCAGGCGGAGGCUGAUCAGCGAUCGUUGGUGCCCUGCGGCAGACAGGGCAGUUGUCCAACGAUGUCCUUCCGGACGGCAAAGACGACGCCCACGUCCCGUCGUUCUGCUCUGGGGCGACCGCUCCAGAAGAAGGUGUAG